Molecule: messenger RNA, 504 nt
Organism: Bathycoccus prasinos
Lineage: Eukaryota; Viridiplantae; Chlorophyta; Mamiellophyceae; Mamiellales; Bathycoccaceae
Exons: 1
Coding region: 1-504 (167 amino acids)
Biological process (GO): mitochondrial respiratory chain complex I assembly
Source: RefSeq, a predicted model, not a curated record
AUGAGCGGAGAUGAGCACCAACCGCCGCCGCCGAAAGUAUCCGCGUCGGAUUUAGAUUGCUUCACGCGAGUUUGCAACGCGUCGGUUGCGAUGUUUGGGAUCGGGUCCAUCAUAGGGGCGGUGAAAGCGACGUGGGCGGAAGCGCCUUUGACGAUUCAAAGAGGCCAAACGCUCGCGGCGGUCAGGAAUACCGGGUCGUACAUGGCGAAUUCCGGCGGAGUGUUUGCCGCGGUAGGGGCCAUGUACACCGGGACGUCGUGUUUGUCUAAAAGCAUUCGAGGUAAAGAUGACUUUUGGAACGGCGUCUACGGCGGGCUGGCGGCCGGGACGGUUAUGGGGUUGAAGGCGAAAAAGGUUGGCGUCGCGGUAGGUGCCGGGGUGGCAUUUGCCGCGGCGAGCGCGAGCGUCGACGGGACCGGGGAGAAAGUUCGAGGCGACGGGUUGUUUGACGACAACGCGACGCCGGGGAGGGUUUAUUUUCCGUACGACGAGAUUAAGAAGUAA